This is a messenger RNA of Aspergillus nidulans FGSC A4, 2337 nucleotides long. RefSeq lists its product as uncharacterized. The transcript has a single exon. The coding region runs from base 1 to 2337 and encodes 778 amino acids. The record is from RefSeq and is a predicted model, not a curated record. Lineage: Eukaryota; Fungi; Ascomycota; Eurotiomycetes; Eurotiales; Aspergillaceae.
AUGGACUACGUAGAGUUGCCUCCGGAUUCGCCCUACCCCUUUCUGGAAGUGCCUUGUCUCAGCAAAGAGCCGUACGAGCAUCACGAUUUCCUGACCUACCCGGAGCAUGAAGGUUGGGACAUCACCCGGCUGUUUAAUGGCGACUUCACAGGGCAUAAAGAUGCAGCGCCCUUCUUGCAGAAUUGGCUCUUCUUUGGGGUCCUUUGGGAAGUAUUUGGUCCCAUCAGCAAAGGAGGCAAGCAUUACUAUGUGAAGGAACAACAAAAUCACCCAAAUGGAGUCAUAUCUGUUACCGGUCUAGAAGAACGUAUCCUCGAACUCACAUCUUUUAUCUCGUCCAUUCUCCAGACCGAGGACAAGUCCACUGCGCAACAGAUCGGUCGCCGUAUUGAACAGUGUCUUCGAACCGUAUCCCGGUUUUGUCGAAUUGCAAAGUGCGAGGAUGACCCACGCCCGGGGCUCACCACUUGGCCACUGCCGCCAGAGAUAGAUCUCUCAAUAAGGACGUUGAGUCAGCGUCUGUCCUGGAGCUUCUCAACAGGCGUAAUGCCUUUAGUCUUUGGUUCCGACACCGGGGGGCUAGAAUUUCCCUGUGCAUGGCUUCCUCUCAAGCGCUUACAGGAAUCCGGAUGGUGUCCUAGUGAAGUCGCCCUGGUCGAAGAAACAUUCACCUCUGCGUCGGCGUACUAUACAUCGCAACUUGAGAGUCCGCCGUCUGCGACAGAAAAAGACCAUAGUUUGUGCACGAGGAGCCUGUGUAUGGCGCGACAACUUAACGAGGAGACGUACCGUACUGCUCACACUUCUUCUGACUGCGAAUGCCAACAUUAUGGGCCGCUGAUUGAUGAAGUGGUCUCCAUCAUCGGUUCCGGGGGCGUGCCGCUGUUGUCCAUAACACCAAUAAAGAAGGCACCCUACGUCAAAGUCGAAGUUGAGAAAUAUACCGAAGGGAAGAGGUAUAUCGCUUUCUCACAUGUCUGGUCCGAUGGACUUGGGAAUCCCUCCGCAAAUACUCUGCCGCAGUGCCAGCUGCUUCGCAUUCAGAGCUUACUAGAUGAGUUAGUCUCUGGGAUUCGAUCGGUUGACCUUGUCAACCGGCUGGCUUUUAGAGAACUCUGGAAGAAAAAGUUCCACGGGCCCUCGCUACUAUUCUGGAUGGACACAAUGUGCAUUCCGGUGGCCCAAGAGCACCGCGAGCUACGCUCUGUAGCCAUUAAAUCGAUGAAAGCUGUUUAUGAGCGGGCAUUCCGCGUGCUGGUGCUAGACGGCGACAUCCAGUCGUUCUCGUCCAGUGACUAUACACAGUCGUUCAUGCGGAUCCGACUAUCCGCCUGGAUGCGCCGACUUUGGACCCUAAACGAAGGUGUACUCGCCAACAAACUGUGCGUCAAAUUCGCGGACGGAAUCUUCGACGUACAAGAAAAAUCAAAAGCCCAGCAGAGCGAGAUAUACGAAUCCGAGUUAGAACAGAUAAAGUACUCAUAUGGGACGCCCAUGCGCGAUGCAGACAGUUUCCACUGGAAAUUUCGUCUCCUCCGCCUGAACGUCAUCUCAGAGCCGGAUCCGCGCAUAGUGAGGCGAACAACUUCUGAGGUAACUAGUCCUGAAGCAAAACGGUGUUUCGCCAUAAUGGAGGCCUUCAGCGCAGCCCUAUAUCGCUCAACCAGUAAGGAAAGGGACGAGAUGCUGUGCUUUGCGAGUUUGAUUGGAUGGGACACAUCCUUGCUCAAGGGGCUUCCGUUCGAAGACCACAUGCAUGCCUUACUGUCAACCGAGAAGUAUCUCCCACAGGGAAUGUUGUUUCUUGCUGGGCCUAGAAUGCGGCAGCAUGGGUGGCAAUGGGCAAUUAAUCGAUUUGGAAACUGCGGUGCAAAGAGACUGAAGGUUAAGUCUGAUGAUAUGACUAUGGGACUUGUUACAGAGGCUGGAUUUGAGGUUGAGUACCCGGGGCUGGUUCUGCCAGUAACUUGUACAUUGAGAGAUCUGCAGAGACUGGUUCUGAGUGUUGACAUGGGCAAUGGAUCAGUGGGAAAGUUUCAAAUUAUGCGGCAUGAUGAAGGCUUGGGUCGCGGCGAAGACAGGACUGACUCCUGGGAAGAAGAUCGACGCCAAUUAUACGUUCUGUAUUGGGACAUGACAAAAAAGAUGCCUACUAUGACGCCGAUGCCUGCCGCAGUGAUUUCUGGUCCGAAAGAUGAGGAUCUUGCAAGGGGCGAGAAGGUAUAUCAGUUCGAAUGCCUGGCGUCUUUGGAGAUACUGGAAGUGACCUAUGGGGCAUUAAAGGAGAAUGGGGAUGAAGUUGCUCAACUGGACCUCAGGAAAUGGACCAUUGGGUAG